Strongylocentrotus purpuratus (purple sea urchin) is the source of this 858-nucleotide messenger RNA. RefSeq names its product protein fem-1 homolog A-like. Lineage: Eukaryota; Metazoa; Echinodermata; Echinoidea; Camarodonta; Strongylocentrotidae. The transcript has a single exon. Bases 1 to 858 code for a protein of 285 amino acids. The record is from RefSeq and is a predicted model, not a curated record. Gene Ontology annotation, molecular function: protein binding.
AUGGUUGAGACGGAUGAUGCUGAUGCUCCAACACCUCUCGCCAUGACAUCAAACUUUGGUUAUCUCAAUUUAGUGAAGUAUCUCAUUGGUAAAGGAGCAAAGGUUGAUGGGAAUGACUAUGAUGGUGUCACGCCUCUUCACUAUGCAUCACGCAAUGGUCAUAUUCAAGUAGUUCAGUAUCUCGUUAGUCAAGGAGCGGAGAUUGAUAUCCUUGAUUUUCUUGGUCGGACUCCUCUUCAUUGUGCAUCAAUCAAUGGUCAUCUUGAAGUAGUUAAGUAUCUCGUUGGUCAAAGAGCCCUGGUUGAGGGGGAUGAUAGCGAUGCUCCAACACCUCUCACCGUGGCUUCACACUUUGGUCAUCUCAAUGUAGUUCAGUAUCUCGUUGGUCAAGGAGCAAAGGUUGAGGGGAAUGAUUAUGAUGGUGAUACGCCUCUUCUCUGUGCAUCAAGCAAUGGCUAUCUUGAAGUAGUUCAGUAUCUCAUUUGUCAAGGAGCCAAGGUUGAGAGGACUGAUAACGAUGGUCACACACCUCUUCACUGUGCAUCAAGCAUUGGUCAGCUUGAAGUAGUUCAGUAUCUCAUUUGUCAAGGAGCCAAGGUUGAGAGGACUGAUAACGAUGGUCACACACCUCUUCACUGUGCAUCAAGCAAUGGUCAUCUUGAAGUAGUUCAGCAUCUCGUUGGUCAAGAGGCGCGUGUUGAGAGGGACAAUAAUAAUGGUCAAACACCUCUUCACUUGGCAUCAAGCAAUGGACAUCUUGAAGUAGUUCAGUAUCUCAUUGAUCAAGGAGCACAACCUGAAGGUAAGAUUCGCAUUUUGACGGUCAUCAUUGAGCUAUUUGUUCAAAUAUCCCCAUAG